Molecule: messenger RNA, 1746 nt
Organism: Uloborus diversus
Lineage: Eukaryota; Metazoa; Arthropoda; Arachnida; Araneae; Uloboridae
Product: transcriptional activator Myb-like
Exons: 13
Coding region: 1-1746 (581 amino acids)
Biological process (GO): regulation of DNA-templated transcription
Cellular component (GO): nucleus
Molecular function (GO): DNA-binding transcription factor activity, RNA polymerase II-specific; RNA polymerase II cis-regulatory region sequence-specific DNA binding
Source: RefSeq, a predicted model, not a curated record
AUGAGAAAUUCCACAUCACAGAAGUACGUUAUCAAGGAUGACAAACUGAAAAAGCUGGUAGAAGAUUACGGUGAUGAAGGAUGGGUGAAAAUUGCUAGUUUUCUACCCAACCGAACUGACGCGGAUUGUCAGAGUAGGUGGCAGAAAGUCUUAAAUCCUGAAUUGGUGAAAGGACCAUGGACUAAGGAGGAAGAUCAGAUGGUUGUUGAACUUGUAAAAAUACAUGGACCACAAAAAUGGACGACUAUUGCAAAGCAGUUACGUGGAAGGGUUGGAAAACAGUGUAGAGAAAGGUGGCACAAUCACUUAAAUCCUAAAAUAAAGAAGACUGCUUGGACCCCAGAAGAAGAAAAGACCAUUUGUGAUUACCAUAAAAAAUGGGGAAACCAGUGGGCUAAAAUUGCUAAACAGUUGCCUGGAAGGACUGAUAAUGCUAUAAAGAAUCAUUGGAAUUCUACCUUAAAGAAAAGAGUAGAAUUGGAUGAAAAACUAAGCCCUUAUAGCAGUAAUCAAAAUUUACAUUCUCCUGAUGAUAGAAUCAGUCAUCCUAUUUUCCGUGAUUGUGAUUAUUCUCCUAUGUCGCAAUAUGAAUACCUUCGGUCAGGAUCAAGUACUCCUGUUCAGUGUGAACCACCUGUUAGUACUCCUCCAAGCAGCCAGUCACCUUAUAUGGCGAGUAACCCUGCUGAAAACCCGGUUGUAUAUAGUGCUUCUCCUCAGACUGCAAAACAAGUGUGGGAUGAUUUGGUAGCAUCUCGAGCAAAUGCGGAAAACAUCCCUCACCCUUUGUCUCCAGAACAGGGUGGAUUCGAAUACGUGUCUCCUAACAUUGUGCUGAAAGAGCAGUUUAAAGUUGAAGUAAAAGAAGAAUACAUGCCUCAUCCCAGUACACCCAGUUAUGGUGUUGCAAAAUCACCCGAAUUUCCUAGUGUCAUCCCUCUAAAUAAUUCUAGUCCCUUCCAGAAAGAAAACCAAGAUGCCCUAGCGAUGGACUGUAACAAAGCUGAUGAUUUCAUUGACUUUGCUGACCCUAAAGCGAUGGACUUUUUGGAUAUAGAAUCUAUAAUAACUGCUGAUCUGAGUUUUGUAAAUACUAAUCAAAAUUGUGACUCUUGGUUUAAGAAUUCUACGACUUAUCAAGAUGUGUGUAGUUCAUUAGUUAGCACGAACUUUUAUGCACCAACCGUGUCAGAGAGUACGAAUGCUGUUUUCUUGGACGAGAAAGUUGUUAACUCUUCUCCACAACCCAGUGCUUCCAGCAUUCAAUCAGUACUUCCAGAUAUCAAGGAACUUAUUGAAGAGGAAUGUCGGAUACAAGACAGUUAUGAAACAAGUAACCGUUUUGAAGUGCAGGACCCAAGUGUCAGGCAUGAUUUUAGCUCCAAUCUGGAAGUUAACAGGAAAAGUGCAAAUGAGAGCUGGUGUUCGACGCCGGAACUUCCCCAUCGCAGUUAUGAUUACUUAUCAAGCUCUGACAGCACCAUCACGGCUUUAUCGGGUUCUCCGUAUCAGAUUCUCAGUGAAAUGAGUGAGCCUGAGCUGCAGUAUAUGCAGCCACCAAGCAAUUCUUUGCCUUUCACAGAAAAGCAUAGUGCGGAAUGGGAAAUGGUUGCAUUUGGACGCACACCCGAUCAGAUUGAGCUAACUCGCCAAGCUCAUUCUCUAAUGAAUCAAGUGAACCGCUAUGCCCUAAAUGAUUUAUCUUUGCUGCCUAUACUAACUCCUAUUAAUGUCUUUCAGGUUUGA